AUGGAAAUAGCUUCGCCUGCCCAGAACUACGAUGGCGAUAUCGACCUUGACUUUGGUGACGAUGAUUACAAUGGUGGCGUGCAGAUACUAGAAGACGAGCACAUGCUCACAGAUGGCGAACAAAACCGCCCGGCUACCGCCACUGAUGAUAUGAUGGACGACGACCUGCAACUUGUAGAAACGCACGAGGCUGACAUGCAAGAUACGCCUGAGGUAGAUCAGCAAGUACUGUAUGAGCCGGCUGAUGAGGAGCUGAUCGACUACGGAGAUGAGGAGGCCGCACAGGACUACGUUGAAGACGCCACACUCGUUAACGCCGAUGACGGGUUCAACACCUUCCAGGAGCAUACCGAGCAGGCCGACGAGGACAUUGUGCGGCAGCCUGAGGAAUUCUUCCCUGCCCUCGAUACGAGUCUAGCAUCUACGGAUCUCGCAACGCACAAAGUUGAUGAUAUCGUGAACGUGCCAAAUGAUGACUAUUCUGCCGCAUUCCAAGAAAAUGACUCUGUAGUGCAGCAGCCACAGGCAGAACUUUUCACGGACGAUAAUCACACCGCACUCGAAGACGAAGAAGCAGGAGUGGCCAAUACUGCCAAUGUCUACCACGAAGACCAACUGGCAGUAGUAGAGGCUGGCCACUCUGUCGCGCAGCCAGCGUUGACACUAGAUACCACGACAUACCCAGACUAUGAGCAACCAGCCACGCCUACAGACACUGGCUUGCAUCCCAUGACUGUAUACUAUGGCGACCAUGCUAUGCCGCUGUUCAAGUCGAAGCGACAGCAAGAAGGACUGCUCAAGGACGACAACCUCGCGAGUCUGAGCUUGCAUGAGCUUUUGACCAAAUGUAGAGAGCGACUCGUAAUGAAGAUAGGUAACAUUCCAGAAGAGCAAGAGUUUACUCUUGCCUUCGACCACUUGGGCCUUGUGCUUGUUGACAACUCGCGAGCGGCCUUCGAGCAUUCCCUUAACGAUGUCCUCGAGAUAUACCUUCGACUGCACAGUAACGACGGUGUGACUGAUUGCCCACCACUUUCCCUUACCUUGUCCCAUCAGCAAUUCAGUGGCCAGCUGGCACUUCUUAAGCAGGCAGCACAAGCAGGUAGCGGCAUGUCGCACUUCGUACCAACCAGCCAAGACGCCGAGCAAUACUAUGAAGAGAAUGAGGAGGAUGCACAAAAUGGAGAGGCUCAAGCUGAGCAAGAAGUGGAUGGAGCAGAGCAGCAAACACAGCAAUACGGUGAGCAUGAUCAAGAGGUAUAUCAAGAAGGAGGUGAGGCCUACAUGGCGCAGGGGUUUGAUGCGCAAGAUGCGCAAGAUGCACAAGAAGAGUACCAGGAACAAGAGUAUGCAGAGUACGUGGCAGAAGAAGCUGGUGAGCCCUACGAAGAGAUUAAUGAGCAUGACGCAGAAGCGACCCUGUCUGCCCCGCAAGAUCAUGAGGCAGUCUUCCCUGAGGGUGAUACAUCUGCACAAAGUUUUGCGGAAGCGACCCAAAUUGUGCAGGAUCGUGGCGUUAUGCAGCAUCCAUCAGCCGCCAAUUCUCAGCCAGCCGAGGGUGUAUCCGAAGCGGAAGACGCUGUCGAGCAUGACGCGUCGCUAGACAGCUCAGUGACCUUGCAAGGCGAUCAAGCGAGCGGGACUGGUGAGUACAAGGAUGAAGCUGAGAUCGAUUGGGAUGAUGAUAGCGAUCUAACGGGCAAUGCCUCAGAACUGCCAGCGGACCAUGUCGACGACUUCUCCACCCUUGUUGCGGACCUAGAGGCUGAUCGGGGUCAUGAGGCAGGACAGCCACUUCCUGCGCAGAAAACACCGCAUCCUGCGUCCGAUGAUGUUGCGGACCACCCACAUGAGCAAGAUUCUAAUGCCAACCACGAUCAGCCCCUGAAUCUAGGCUCUGAGGACCUUCUUGGCGAAGAGGAGCUCGACCAAGAAGCCAAUGAAGAAAUCGAACCGCUGGACGAAGCAGAGGAAGCGCAGCACGAGGGCCAGCAAGAAAUUUACCAAGAUCAGGCUGACACAUAUGACGAACAGCAAACAGACCAGCACGAUGGGGCUGGUGAAGAGGCAGAGCAAUCCCAGAUUACUGAUGAUUUUGCCAACGAAGAGGCGUACGAGUCCGGCGACGAACUACAAGUGAAUGGCGAGACACAUCUAGCAGCCGACAAUAUACCAAAUACGAUCGACGAGCCCACCAAGACGGACAACCUGGACACGCUGGAACUGGAAGACACUAUCGAUUUUGAUGACGAUACUUCGGCAGAAUAUGCAGCGAGAACGGCCUCCAACCCCGACAUCUCAGCACCCGCAAACGACGCGAACUCGCCACUUGGCAAGCGCUCUUUCGACGAGCAUAAUGCUGAAGACGAUCUGGAAUUCAGCGACGACGAUGAACCGGAGAUGAAGAAAGUUCGUGCCGGGUGA
Molecule: messenger RNA, 2424 nt
Organism: Recurvomyces mirabilis
Lineage: Eukaryota; Fungi; Ascomycota; Dothideomycetes; Mycosphaerellales; Teratosphaeriaceae
Exons: 2
Coding region: 1-2424 (807 amino acids)
Source: RefSeq, a predicted model, not a curated record